AUCCAAUUAUUCCAUACUUUAAUAUUUAUUAUUUAGGUUCUAAAUGCUUCCCAUAGAUAACAGAUAUAAUACAGAAAAUUCUUCCUUUUAACUUUAUAAAUUUCUCUUUCAAUUUCAAAGUUUUGAGGUUAUAUUUUGAUAUAAAUUCGUCUUCUUCUUCCUACGCGUGGUAUGCACAAAAUAUCCUCUCGGGGAUAUUUUGUGGUGGUAUGAACUUGAACGUGCAAUGGAAUUAUGAUUGGAUAUUGGAUGGCACAAUGCCCAUAAAAAAUAAAUUCAAAUUCAUAUUGUUGUCAUGUGGUGAUGUAGUCUACAAUAAAUUUAAAUUUAUUUAUUAUGAUUGCGAAAUUCUGUUACCUGUUAGUCGUAUUUAAUAUCUUCAACAUAAACAAUGAUGUAGUCGCAACUUUAACACCAAAAUCUCCUCGGGGUAAUAAAGAAAAUAAAAAUAAAAUAGAUAAAGUUAGGUUAGGCCCUCAAAACUACACGGUGUUCGAUAAAAAUCUUGUUAAUGAAGCAGCUACUGCCAAAGAUAUUCUAACAAAUUGUCAAGCUUUUUUUAGAGAAACAGAUGAAUAUAGAUUCGAUGGAUUAGUCUUAGGAUAUGUUACUCCUUGGAAUAACCAUGGAUAUGAUAUAGCUAAAAUAUUUGGAAAUAAAUUUACACACAUUAGUCCAGUGUGGCUUCAGAUAGUACGAAAAGGCACUAAAAGCUAUGAAAUUCGUGGCACUCACGAUGUCGAUAAGGAGUGGAUGGUUACCGUCCGAAAUGCAGGAAGGGAAAGAAAACUUAAAAUUGUACCCAGGGUAUUGUUUGAUGGGUGGACUCGCAAUGAUUACACGAAAUUAUUAGCUAGUAAAGAAGAAAUGGCCGCUUUAAUUAAUGCAUUCGUAAAAGCUGCUAAACAGUAUGGGUUCGGUGGUUAUGUAAUUGAAGUUUGGUCCCAAAUUGCCUCAGCUAUACAGUUCGAUCCUUUGAUAGAUCUCAUUCGGAAUAUUGCCGAUGGUUUAACUGUUGAAGGCUUAGAUAUAAUACUAGUAAUCCCACCAAAACGCGGCAAAGAUGAACUGUUUACUGGUAAACAUUUCGAUGCCUUGUACGACUACGUUACCGCUUUUUCUUUGAUGACCUAUGAUUUUUCCAACCCACAUAUGCCAGGUCCAAAUGCUCCUUUGCCAUGGGUUCAAGAUUGCGUAACGGCGUUAACUUCAAAUAAAAAUAAGCGUAAGAAAAUACUGACAGGUCUCAAUUUUUAUGGUAACGAUUACACUUUGAAUGGGGGUGGACCAAUUGUUGCCCACGAAUUCAUUAGCAGACUCAAAUUAUUUAAUGGAAAAUUACAAUACGAUCCACAAAUCGCAGAACAUUUUUUUGAAUAUAAGGAGAGUGAUGAGAAAAGACAUUUGGUGUUUUAUCCGACGUUAUAUUCAAUAAACAAAAGACUCGAGUUGAUCAAAGAGUUGAACACGGGUAUUUCGAUAUGGGAACUAGGACAAGGAUUGGAUUACUUCUACGACCUGUUUUAGGUACUUUUUGUAGUCAUUUUUUUAGCUUUUGUAUGUUCCUUUGUAACACAGUUUAUUGUGAUAUCUACACUGAUAAAAGUUUUGUAAGUAGUUA
Messenger RNA from Anoplophora glabripennis (Asian longhorned beetle), 1621 nucleotides. Its product is annotated as chitinase domain-containing protein 1. The record is from RefSeq and is a predicted model, not a curated record. Lineage: Eukaryota; Metazoa; Arthropoda; Insecta; Coleoptera; Cerambycidae. Gene Ontology annotation, biological process: carbohydrate metabolic process. Gene Ontology annotation, molecular function: oligosaccharide binding; chitin binding. The transcript has 6 exons. Bases 337 to 1527 code for a protein of 396 amino acids. Gene Ontology annotation, cellular component: extracellular region.